Messenger RNA from Hevea brasiliensis (rubber tree), 1050 nucleotides. Its product is annotated as stem-specific protein TSJT1. The record is from RefSeq and is a predicted model, not a curated record. Lineage: Eukaryota; Viridiplantae; Streptophyta; Magnoliopsida; Malpighiales; Euphorbiaceae. The transcript has 3 exons. Bases 107 to 874 code for a protein of 255 amino acids.
ACUUUGAUCUCCAUAGCAUCAAUAUCUGUGUCUGUACUGUAUUGUAUCCGUUGGGCCUCUGUUUCAUUCCUUUUUGAGAUCUUAUUUCAAUUUUGAUUGAAGAAAUAUGUUGGCUAUAUUCAAGAAAGGGUUGGUGAAACCACCUCAGGAGCUGAAUAGCCCAGCUUCAUUGGCAUCAUCGAGAAAGCCAAAGCUUCCUCAGGACAUUCUUAAGGAUUUUGAAUCUUCUAAUCCCUCUAAUAAUUUCUCAAUUAGCUUUGGAGAUGUUGCUUCUCUUGCUUAUAUUUCUCCACAAAAUCCUUACUCUAUUCACCAGAGGUUGUUCUGUGGAUUGAAUGACAUAUACUGCAUUUUCUUGGGAAGCUUGAACAACUUAUGUAGCCUCAAUAGACAGUAUGGGCUGUCGAAGGGCACCAACGAGGCCAUGUUUGUAAUUGAAGCUUACAGAACCCUACGUGAUCGUGGCCCAUACCCAGCCCAUCAGGUCCUAAAGGAUCUUGAGGGCACAUUCGGAUUCGUGGUCUAUGAUACCAAAGCUGGACAUGUCUUUGCUGCCCUGGGUGCAAAUGAAGGUGUGGGGCUAUUCUGGGGGAUUGCUGGUGAUGGAUCGGUGGUGAUAUCCGACAACUUGGAGGUCAUUAAAGGAAGUUGUGCCAAGUCAUUUGCACCAUUUCCAUCUGGGUGCAUGUUCCAUAGCGAACAAGGGUUGAUGAGCUUUGAACAUCCAAUGAGCAAAAUGAAGGCAAUGCCCAGAAUUGAUAGUGAGGGGGCCAUGUGUGGAGCCAACUUCAAGGUUGAUAAUCAAUCCAGGAUUAGCAGCAUGCCCCGUGUUGGUAGUGAGGCCAAUUGGGCUUUGUGGGGUUCGCAAGCUUAAGCCCUUCAAAGUGUGCAUAAAAAAAAAAAAAAUUUUUUUUCUAACUGUUACAUUGUGUGGAACCUUUCUCGUCGUUUGUUUUAUUUUCAGUGUACUGUGUAUAUUUCCCUUGUUAGGCUUUGAUAACUUGGUGUUUAUCUUGGUGUGCCAUUCAAUGAACAAGUCUCACUUUCACA